Molecule: messenger RNA, 1408 nt
Organism: Theobroma cacao (cacao)
Lineage: Eukaryota; Viridiplantae; Streptophyta; Magnoliopsida; Malvales; Malvaceae
Product: Haloacid dehalogenase-like hydrolase (HAD) superfamily protein
Source: RefSeq, a predicted model, not a curated record
CUUGUUUCAUCAUCUCUUGCUGUAAGCCUUGGAGCCCAAAAGAAUGAACACUAAUAUGAGAAGCUCUUCCCCUUUACUUCAACUGAGACCUUCUUUAUGUUUCUCUCACUCACUCUCUCCUUCAAAGCUAAUAUUAUCGAAAUCAAAGCGGUUAAACUUGGUUCAACAUCGUUUAGUAAUCAAAAACUCAAGUGGGUUUGAUGGAAAUGGCUCUGUUAAUGGUUUUCCAGUUAAACCCAACAAGCUCUUCAUGCAAGAGGCAAUUGGAGCUGAGUAUGGAGAAGGUUUUGAGACUUUUAGGCUGGACGGGCCCUUAAAGGUUGAUGUGGAUUACUUGAAUGAUAGAUUACAAGAAGGUUUUCUUAAGCGAAUUCGCUAUGCCAUGAAACCAGAUGAAGCUUAUGGUCUCAUUUUCUCUUGGGAUAAUGUCGUGUCAGAUACUCGAGCCCUGAAGUUAAAUGCCUGGAAACAACUUGCCUUUGAAGAGGGAAAGGAGAUUCCUAAUGAGGGUGAUUUUCAAAGGUUGAUGCUUUCUGCAGGUGCUGAUCAUGUAUUGCGUAAGAUCUUACUCUGGGAGACUACAGAAAGUGAAGUGGAUAGAUUGAAGUCGAGGCUCUUACAGAUUUAUUAUGAUAAUCUUCUAAAGCUAGAAAAACCAAUGGAUGGGCUAAAAGAAUGGCUUGAUGCUUUAUGUACUGCUCGCAUUCCAUGUGCUGUGGUUUCAAGUCUUGAUCGAAGGAACAUGGUUGAUGCCCUAGAACGAUUUGGCCUCAAGAAGUAUUUCCAGGGAUUAGUUUCUGAGGAAGAUGGUAUGGAGUCAAUGGCUCAUAAAUUUCUGUCAGCAGCUAUGAAGCUGGAUCGUAAACCAUCCAAGUGUGUAGUGUUUGAGGAUGAUCCUCGGGGUAUUACUGCAGCUCACAACUGUACUAUGAUGGCUGUGGCAUUGAUUGGUGCUCACCCUGCGUAUGAUCUGGUGCAGGCUGAUCUUGCAGUUGCUAACUUCAACGAGCUUUCAGUGAUAAAUCUUCGAAGAUUAUUUGCUAACAAGGGUUCUACCUUCAUGGACCGGCAAAAGCAGAUCAUAGAGAAAACUCCUCUGAAAAGGAAGCUUACAAUCGAUACCAUAUUCUGAUUUGUUUUUCACCUUCCUCUCUUUCAUUCAAAAUUGGUCCUUGUAAUUAAGCAACACCGUGGGUAGGACAGUUGUUUCCAUUUUAUACUCUUGUUAGGAAUAUGUUUUGCCAUACAUCAUUCAUCUGAUUGUACAGUGGAUAGGUUAAUUCAAUUUUCAUCACUGUGGAACUUCACAAUAAAUAUAAAUGUUACGACCGAGCAUCUGUGGACAAUCCAGAGUGCUGUUGUAAUUUUGUGCAGGAUCACUGAAAAUUAUUCAUUUUUUCCCUGGUUA